ACGCCAUCUUUCUCCAAGUCAACUAUGUAUCCUUUGUGUAUCCUACAUGUUUAUGAUGGCAAUUCUAGCCUUUUGUGGUUGUGGCAUAGGACUACAAUACUGAUACCGAAUUGAGACUGUUCUGAGGGCAAAAGGGGGUGCAACUCAAUAUUAGGAAGGUGUUCUGAGGGCAAAAGGGGGUGCAACUCAAUAUAAGGAAUGUGUUCAGUGUAUAUUGUUCUUUCUCUGCCUCUGGCUCUCUCAGGGGAAGGGGACUGAUUUUGUAAUAUCAUGGAUCAGACUCCUCAGUCACUCAUUCCAGCCCAGGACUCUGGUCCACUGUCCUCCAUUACGGCUCAGCCUGCCCCUCCACAGUCCUCCAUUACGGCUCAGCCUGCCCCAACACAGUCCUCCAUUAUGGCUCAGGGUGGUUCUGUUGUCGCUGCACCCCAGCUUGUUGGCUGCAAUGUCGGAGGUUCAGUUUAUCAAAACAUCAGUGUUACUAUCCCUUCACAUGGUGCUGAUGAAGAGCUGCCAAAAGUCAAGGACAAACACAAGUCCAACAUGAAGAAGAAGUUUGGGAGCAUCUUUGAGGGGCUUGGAAAAUGGGGAAACCCAACAUUGCUUGACAAGAUCUACACAGAGCUCUACAUCACAGCUGGGGAGAGUGAAGGGGUUAAUAAGGAGCAUGAGGUAUGGCAGAUUGAAGAUACGGCUCGGACUAAAGCAUUUCAAGACGAUGCAAUCAACUGCAAUGACAUCUUUAGAUCUUUAGACCCUAAGACAGAGGAACAUAAUGACAAAUCCCAAUCCAAACAAGAGGUACCCAUCAGAACUGUGCUGACAAAGGGCAUCGCUGGCAUUGGAAAAACAGUCUCAGUGCAGAAGUUCAUCCUUGACUGGGCAGAAGGAAUAGCCAAUCAGGAUGUAGAUUUUGUCUUCGCACUUUCAUUUAGGGACUUGAAUUUGAUCAAAGAUGACUGCAAUCUCUUGGAACUCCUGAGUGACUUCCACCCUGAACUAACAGAUAUGAAGGACGCAAAGAAGUUUGCCGACUGCAAAGUCGUGUUCAUCUUUGAUGGCCUCGAUGAAAGUCAACUUCCACUGUGUUUCCAUAACAACAAGAUCUUGUCUAACAUAACCAAGACAACAUCAGUAGAAGUGUUGCUGACAAACCUCAUCAAGGGGAAUCUGCUUCCUGAAGCUCUCCUCUGGAUUACCUCCCGACCAGCAGCAGUUGAUAAGAUACCCUCUGACUGUUUUGACCGUGUAACAGAAGUUCGGGGAUUCAACGACCCACAGAAAGAAGAAUCCUUCAGGAAAAGAUUCAGUGAUGAUGAAAACCUGGCCAGCAGAACGAUCUCCCACAUCAAGACAUCAAGAAGCCUCCACAUCAUGUGCCACAUUCCUGUCUUCUGUUGGAUUACUGCCAUGGUUCUUGGGAAAAUGUUGAGCAAAAAUGACAAUGGAAAAGUACCUAAAACUUUGUCUGAGAUGUACAUUCGCUUCCUACUCACUCUGACAAACAUGAAGAACAAGAAGUACCAUGGGGAAAACCAACCAGAUCCUCGUAAUCUGUCAGAGCCUGACGUACAGAUCAUUCUGAAGCUUGGAAAACUAGCCUUCCAAAACCUGGCAAAGAGCAAUCAGGUGUUUUCUAAAGAAGAUUUGAGAAAGUGUGACGUUGAUGUCAAUGAAGCCUUCUUGCUCUCAGGUAUGUGCACAGAGAUCUUCAGAGAGGAGGACCCAAUGUUUCAAGCAAAGAAGUACAGCUUUGUGCAUCUCAGCAUUCAGGAGUUCUUUGCAGCACUCUAUGUUUCCCACCUCUUUGUCUGUGAAAACAUCAACCCGUUUGUGUCAAGAGAGAUCAGGUUACCAAGAUCGAAUGACUGGUAUUUUGGAGAAGCCUACGGCUCCAGACAGAGGGGAGACACAGAGAGCAUCCAGAAGACCAUCCAGUACAUCAAAGAUAGGCUUUCAGACGAAAAACAAAGACAUUAUCCCUCCCCAGAGAGGUGCAUCAAUCUCUUCCACUGUUUGAUCGAGUUGAACGAUACCUCAUUUGUGAAUGAAAUUCAAAGGUUCUUGACAUCCAAGAACCCUUCUGAGAAGAAGCUGAUGCCUGCACAGUGCUCGGCGAUGGCAUAUGUACUCUUGAUGUCAGAGGAAGUGUUAGACAAACUGGACCUGAGAGAAUACAACACGUCAGAUGAGGGGCGUAAGAGGCUGGUCCCAGCUGUUCGAUGCUGCCAAAAGGCCAUACUAGCAGACUGCCGCCUUACAAUGAGUUACUGUGAAACAGUGGCAUCUGCACUACAGCUGCCUGACUCCCACCUGAGAGAGCUGGACCUCAGCGUCAAUGUCCUGUUGGACCCGAAGCCCCUCUUCGUUGGACUGAGCAGUCCCAACUGCCAACUGGAGUCACUUAACCUGAGCCAUAUCAACAUGGAAAGAUCAGGACCAGAGCUUCUAAAGGCUGUGCUGAUGGGUCCUCACAACCAGCCACUUGUGUUGAGAAUCACCAGUUGUGAUCUCAAAGAUGACAUUUGUGAAACCGUUGCCUCAGCUCUCCAGUCAGCUGGCUCAUGUCUGACAGAGCUGGAUCUCAGCUACAACAAACUGACAGACACCGGGGUGAAGCAGAUCUCCAAUGGUCUUUUGAGUCCACACUGUAAACUGAAGAUCCUGCGAUUGACUGGUUCUGAGGUUACAGCGGAGUCCUGUGGAAUUUUGUCCUCUGCUAUAGCAGUCUCUCAGCUCGAGGAGCUGCGUCUGGGCUGCAACAAACUGGGAGACUCUGGAGUAAAGCUGCUGUCUGCUGGACUGAUGGAUCCACAUUGUCAGAUACAUACUCUGGGGCUAAGGGAGUGUAAUCUCUCCAGACGUUCCUGUGUCUCUCUGGCUCCUGUUCUGUGGUCAUACUCAGUACUGAGAGAGCUGGACCUGAGAGACAACAAUCUGUGGUACUCUGGAAUGAGGCUCCUCUCUGCUGGACUGAGGAACCCCAACUGUAACUUACAGACUCUUAGGCUUUCUGGUUGUCUAGUCACAGAGAAAGGCUGUACAUUUCUUGCCUCCGCUCUGGAAUCAAACCCCUCCCACCUGAGAGAACUUGACCUGAGCUUCAAUCACCCAGGAGACUCCGGAGUGAAGCUGCUCUCUGCUAAACUGGAAGAUCCACACUGUAGACUGGAGAAACUCAGUUUGGACCAUGGUGGAGAGUCCAAAAUCAAACCAGGCCUGAGGAAAUAUGCCUGCCAGCUGAAGAUGGACUUUAGGUUAGCAGAUGAUGACCUGACUCUGUCCGAGGACAACACGAGGGUGGUGAGGAGAACGCAGGUUCACCUAAAUCCUUAUUUUGAUUUCUCGGAUUCAGAUGACUCAGAUUUCUCACAUCGGACCAAAAAGUCGGAUAGGUGGGCCAAAGUACGCUGCAGGGAGCCCCUGUCUGAUGGUCGUUCCUACUGGCAGGUUGAAUGGACUGGCUGGGUUGACAUUGGGGUGACAUAUACACCCAGAUGGGGUAUGGAGAAUAAGAGGUGUUUUGGGCUUUUUUGCUGCAAUGAACAGUACGCAUUUAUUCAUGAUAUCAGGCUCUCAGUUAUAUCAGCACCCAGGCCUGACCCAAAGUGUAUAGGAGUGUAUCUUGACUUUCCAGCCGGCACUCUGUCCUUUUACAGCGUCUCCUCUGGUACACUGACCCACCUGCACACAUUCCACACCAAGUUCACUGAGCCACUCUACCCUCAGUUCAAAAUCAUGUGUGAUGAAAGGGAGAUAUUUGGCUCUGUUAAAAUCCAAACUCUGUGAAUGAAACAAACAGGGAGAGUCUGGAAUGAA
Messenger RNA from Salmo salar (Atlantic salmon), 3819 nucleotides. Lineage: Eukaryota; Metazoa; Chordata; Actinopteri; Salmoniformes; Salmonidae. The record is from RefSeq and is a predicted model, not a curated record.